Xylaria bambusicola is the source of this 989-nucleotide messenger RNA. RefSeq lists its product as uncharacterized. Bases 356 to 526 code for a protein of 56 amino acids. NCBI's taxonomy places the organism in Eukaryota, Fungi, Ascomycota, Sordariomycetes, Xylariales, Xylariaceae. The transcript has a single exon. The record is from RefSeq and is a predicted model, not a curated record.
AAUGCAAGCAAGCUAGGAGACGAAGGUGGAGACGACUGCCAUGAUGGGAUACUAUCUAUUCCCUCCCUUUGGUGUGCCGUUUUAUACAAUGGGCGUCAAAGAACAAAAAAACCACUCGGAAAGCGAGGCGCUGAAGAACUCAAGGAAAACGGACUGGGGUGGAAGGCAUCUUCAUGUUUUCCACAUAUGAUGUUUUUUUUCCUGCUCGUGGCAGGCAGGCAGGCAUAGGUUGUUGGGCCUCUUCUUGGAAUUUGCAUGUGUUUGAAUUCGUUAGCUGGCUGUAUGUACCAAUUUAAGAUUGUACUACAAACAGUGAUUUUUGUGUGUGUAUGCAUAGGAUGUUUUUACGAGGCCAAUGGAGAACGCUUUUUUAUAUAUACACAUCAUUUAUACACAAUUUGUUGUAUCGUCUGAGUCUGCUUUGCUGCUUGAAACCCGAAUUUCUCCUCUUCUAUUGUGUAUGGUUAUCCCAUGUAUGAGUCUACCCUUACUGAUCUAUCUCUGCCCCAUGGCCCAUGCUAGAUGAGUACAAUGAUGUAGAUUUUGAUUUUUAAGUAAUUUAUUGGGGCGAUGUGUUCCAUGUAGUUGACCAGUCCAAGAUUGAAGUUACUUAUUGGAUAGGAUAUGGUUUGUGGGGAAAGAAUUCAGGGCGUCCACUAUAUACGAGGUAGUAGGUGGUUCAAGGAAUCAGAAUAUCAACUGUCAUCAGUAAUCUAUUUAGAGAUGCUUUUUCCAAAGACUUAAGCUACACACAUGAGUGGCAACAGCUGAUGAUGCCUAGGCGAAUAUGGCACUACGCCGUCUCUUCGGUACCGGCUGGCGGUUUCACCUUGUUCUUUUUCGUUUUGACUGCACUUUGGUCUCCCUCGGCUUCGCCCUGCUCGUUAGCUGGGACUUUCUCCUUCUUUUUCUUCUUUUUGACCACCUUGGUACCCUCCACGCUGCCAACCCCGCCCUCUUCUUCGACGGGAGCGGCAGGUUUCUUUUUU